Molecule: messenger RNA, 2582 nt
Organism: Eurytemora carolleeae
Lineage: Eukaryota; Metazoa; Arthropoda; Copepoda; Calanoida; Temoridae
Product: transmembrane and coiled-coil domains protein 2
Exons: 16
Coding region: 595-1185 (196 amino acids)
Cellular component (GO): endomembrane system
Source: RefSeq, a predicted model, not a curated record
UAAAUAUUAUUUUUGUUUAGACUUUCCAGCAGUGCUGACAAGCAGCAGUUGGCGAGGAUCAAACAGGUUUUUGAGAAGAAAAACCAGAAAUCCGCGCAGAACAUUGCACAGCUACAGAAAAAACUAGAAAAUUAUCAAAGAAAGGCUCGCGAUAUUGAGCAGUACGGAAGCGUGUCCGGGAAACAACCAAUUCUAAAGGUUGUCGGUCUCGGGAUAAAAACGGUUGGUGGCGGGGUGGUGGGAACUCUAUCUAAACCAAAGGAAUUUGCUCAUUUGAUCAGAAAUAAGUUUGGAAGUGUGGAUAACAUUCCCUCUCAUAUACCAAAGGAGAGGGAUGAUGAUGAGAGAAGAAGUCAUCAUGGUUCCGCCUCUCUACCAAGAGAAGGUUCUACCCGGGGAUCAGUUCUCAGUGAUAAAAUAAGACUGACCUCCCUAGAGGAUCCUGUUCAUCUUGGCAGUGAUGAUGCUCGGUCUGUCCCCCGGACAUCUAGUUCAAUUACUUCCAGUGAGAGGGGGGGAGAAGAGUUACCGGGACAGGAUGCCGAAUUAUCUCCCCGGAAUUCUGGAACCCGAAACCUUGGUCUUAAUGCUCUCAUGUCCGAGAUAUCCAAUCUCAGAGAGGAGACAGAAAGAUUACGAGAAGAGCUGGAGGAGCAAAGGCAGCAGUUUAAACAGGAGCUUGAUUAUGUGACUUCUCAACUCCGUGAAGACCGAUUUAGAACUGAUAGACUGGAAGAGCAGAUUAACGACCUGACUGAGCUGCAUCAGAAUGAAAUGGAGAAUAUCAGAUCCGGAGUUACGGAUAUGGAGGAGAAGGUUCAAUAUCAAAGUGAGGAAAGACUUAGAGAUAUUCAGGAUCAGCUGUCUGGCCUAGAAACCAAGAUAUCAAGGAUGGAGCAUCAAGCAGCACAGCAUCAGCAGUAUGUAACAUUUGAGGGACUAGAAAACUCCAAUGCUCGAGCCUUGGUUGUGAAAGCAAUAAAUAUUCUGCUAACCCUACUCCAGGUUGUUUUGUUACUCCUUGAGACUGGGGCCCAGAUACUGAAACCGUUUUUAAAAACUCCCACAAGGAUGGUAACUACCCUACUCUUAGUGACUGUCAUUAUUUUGGCAAUUAGACAGUGGACCGAGCUCUCAACUCUGGCAGUAGGACGCCCUAAAGAUUUAAAGAAACAAGAUUUGUAGUAUUGACAUUUAUAAAAAUUUUCAUAAAUUUGUCAUUUCAAGGUUUGCCAAAAAUCAGAACUUUUCUGGAAUUUUAAAUUUCCAACUUCGUAAGUUCUGAAUAGUUUUUUAUUCACAAUAUGUUACUUUAAUAGUUUUAGCAGAUUGAAAAACCAAUCCCUCUGAACUGAAAACCAAAUUUUGGAACUAAUAAAAAACCAAGAAAGAUAAAGUUCAGUCUUUACUCUAAAAAGUUUUUCUUCAAAUUGACUAAAAAUUCUUGUUGGCUCGGCAUUAAACAAAGCAUGUACUGUACCAAAACUUUGUUACCUUAAAUGAAAGUCUUUCUCCUUAAAAAAAAACAGGUUGUAAUCACUAAUCAUUGAAAUUGCUUGUAUAAAAUUUAUACAACUAAAUUCUUGACAAAACUGAAUCAGGGGUGUUUUUCUUUUAGUAAACUUUUAACUUAUAAGUAGAAAAUUUUAAACGUUUGGCAAAAAUUAGUUCGGACAGUGUUUGUCAAUAUCCUGGGUUUGGACUAAACUCGUUGAGGUUGCACUCCCUCCCUUGUUGAACUAGUGAGGUUGCACUCCCUCCCUUGUUGAACUAAUGAGGUUGCACUUCCUUGUUGAACUAGUGAGGUUGCACUCCCUCCCUUUUUGAACUAAUGAGGUUGCACUCCCUCCCUUGUUGAACUAGUGAGGUUGCACUCCCUCCCUUGUUGAACUAGUGAGGUUGCACUCCCUCCCAUGUUGAACUAAUGAGGUUGCACUCCCUCCCUUGUUGAAAUAGUGAGGUUGCACUCCCUCCCUUGUUGAACUAAUGAAGUUGCACUCCCUUGUUGAACUAGUGAGGUUGCACUCCAUCCCUUGUUGAAAUAGUGAGGUUGCACUCCCUUGUUGAACUAAUGAGGUUGCACUCCCUUGUUAAACUAAUGAGGUUGCACUCCCUCCCUUGUUGAACUAGUAAGGUUGCACUCCCUCUCUUGUUGAACUAGUAAGGUUGCACUCACUCCCUCGUUGAACUUAAGCUUUUUAACUGAUGUACUCAAGAACAUAUUGUAAGAAGCAGUUGCUACUCUAUUUUCAUUAUCUCUAGUUACAAAGACAACAAAAACGUUUUUUAAAACAAUGCUAUAAUGUUAUUUUUAGUUAAUAUUAUAAAGUAGUGUUAGUUUUAUAUAUUUUCAUUAAACCCAAAAAGCCCUUAUUAUCUUUAGAUAUGCAUUCUGGGGUGUAUUUGAAGAAUUGGGUUGGGGGGGGGGGGGGGGGGGAAGAAAACCUUCAGGGUGAAAAAAGUUGUGACUAUGAGGCCCUUUUUUGCUUCAAGUUUCGGAGGACAUAUAUAAUGUAUUCUCUUACUUUAAAUCUGCAUACCUUAAACAAAUACCUUUUUAAAUAAACUUACUAGAAUAAUUA